Messenger RNA from Chelonoidis abingdonii (Abingdon island giant tortoise), 5469 nucleotides. NCBI's taxonomy places the organism in Eukaryota, Metazoa, Chordata, Testudines, Testudinidae. The record is from RefSeq and is a predicted model, not a curated record.
GAGCCCGCUUGCAGCUCGCAGCUGAGCAGUUUGGCGACGCUCCCUGAACAGUGACAGGCCAGCAGGGCUGGAGCUGCCUAGCUCCCUCCUUCCACAGCCAGUGACAGGCGAGCCCAGAGAAAGGAGCCUGCAUGUGCCUGUUCGUGGCUCCACUCAGCCACUGGACUGCAGCGGAGGGGAGGAAACCGGGGGCCCCUGCCGUGCAGGGGGAAGGAAGCCAGGGGGAGCAGCGGCUGGAAGAGUGGAUCCAGUUUGUUGGGGGGGUCGUUUUUCCUUGUGGGAGAUGAACUUUCUCAAUUAAAAGUGCCCGGAGCUGAGCUGUGAAAAUGACGGUGGAAUUUGAGGAGUGCAUCAAGGAUUCACCCCGGUUCCGGGCGACCAUAGAUGAAGUGGAAACAGAUGUGGUGGAGAUAGAAGCAAAGCUUGACAAGCUGGUGAAGCUAUGCAGUGGGAUGAUUGAGGCUGGGAAAGCCUACAUCACCACCAACAAGCACUUCGUCAGUGGGAUCCGAGACCUGUCGCAGCAAUGCAAGAAGGAUGAAAUGAUUUCGGAGUGCCUCGACAAAUUUGGAGACAGCCUACAGGAAAUGAUUAACUAUCACAUGAUCCUUUUUGACCAAGCCCAGAGGUCGGUCCGGCAACAGCUGCACAACUUUGUGAAAGAUGACGUCCGGAAGUUCAAGGAGACAAAGAAACAGUUUGACAAGGUGCGCGAGGACAUGGAGAUCUCUUUGGUGAAGAACGCGCAGGCCCCACGGCACAAGCCCCACGAGGUGGAGGAAGCGACGGGCACUUUGACCAUCACCAGGAAGUGCUUCCGACACCUGGCCCUGGACUACGUAUUACAGAUCAAUGUCCUCCAAGCCAAGAAGAAGUUUGAAAUAUUGGACGCGAUGCUGUCCUUCAUGCAUGCCCAGUACACCUUUUUCCAGCAGGGCUACAGCCUCCUUCACGAACUUGAUCCCUACAUGAAGAAACUAGCCACCGAGUUGGACCAGCUAGUGAUCGACUCGGCCGUGGAGAAGAGGGAGAUGGAGCACAAGCAUGCACUGAUACAGCAGAGGACUCUCCUGCAGGACUUCUCCUACGAUGACUCCAAGGUGGAAUUUAAUGUCGAUGCCCCCAAUGGAGUGGUGAUGGAAGGGUACCUCUUCAAGAGAGCAAGCAAUGCUUUCAAAACAUGGAAUCGGAGGUGGUUCUCCAUACAGAACAGCCAGCUGGUCUACCAGAAGAAGCUAAAGGAUGUCCUCACGGUGGUGGUGGAAGACCUGCGGCUCUGUACUGUCAAGCCCUGUGAAGACAUAGAAAGAAGAUUUUGCUUUGAGGUCGUCUCACCUAGCAAGAGCUGCAUGCUGCAGGCCGACUCGGAGAAGCUGCGCCAGGCCUGGAUCCAGGCGGUUCAGGCCAGCAUUGCCUCCGCUUACAGAGAGAGCCCAGACAGCUGCUACAUCGAAAGACUGGAUCGAACCGCCUCCCCUUCCACCAGCAGCAUCGACUCUGCCACUGACUCCCGAGAGCGGAGUAUGAAAGGGGAGAGCAUACUGCAGAGGGUCCAGAGCAUCCCUGGAAAUGACCAGUGCUGUGAUUGCGGCCAGGCGGAUCCCCGAUGGGCCAGUAUCAAUCUGGGCAUUCUGCUGUGCAUCGAGUGCUCUGGGAUCCAUAGGAGUCUGGGCGUUCACUGUUCCAAAGUCCGCUCUCUCACGCUGGAUUCCUGGGAGCCAGAGUUACUGAAACUAAUGUGCGAGCUGGGGAACAGCACCAUGAACCAGAUUUACGAGGCACAGUGCGAAGCGUUGGGACUUAAGAAGCCCACUGCGGGGAGCUCCAGGCAAGACAAGGAAGCCUGGAUCAAGGUCAAGUACGUGGAGAAGAAGUUCCUCAGGAAGUUGCCUACUGGGGAGGCCCUGGCGGAGAACGAGAGGAAGCCCCGGCGUUGGAGCGUGAAGAAAUGCCAGCGGCACAACAGCACCACAAAAGCACCUACGGCUCGUAGGAAGUACCGGCAUGAGGCAGGAAAUGCAUCGCCGGCCCCGCUCUCAUCAGCUGCCACUCUGGAGAGGAAAUUUCGGCGGGACUCUCUCUUCUGUCCCGACGAGCUGGACUCCCUCUUCUCGUACUUUGACACUGGUGCCGGCUCAGGACCCCGCAGUGCCAGCCACAUCUCUAUGCAGCACCCGCUGGCAGCUGGCCCCUGGAGUGGCAUUGGUCCCGGUGGGAGCGGUAUGCCGUUCCUCCUGGACGGAGGUCUGAGUAGCGACAGCGGUCUGGGUGGCAGCACGGACGGAAGCACUGACGUCCUGGUGUUUGGCUCGGUGGUGGACAGCGUCACAGAGGAGGAAUGCGAAGUGUCGGAGGAGUCCAGUGGCGAGGCGGAGAUAGAGCAGGAGGCCUCAGACCUGGAGGACCUGCGGGAGCUGCACCCCGGCCUGCUGAUUUACAAGGCAGCACAGGCCAGGAACUUGCCUGUCAUGGCAGAGGCUCUGGCACAUGGUGCCGAGGUCAACUGGGUAAACGAUGAAGAUGAAAACAAAACUCCUCUGAUUCAAGCUGUGAUGGGGGGCUCCUUGAUAGCCUGUGAAUUCUUACUCCAGAACGGAGCAGAUGUUAACCAAAGAGAUAUCCGGGGCCGGGCUCCUCUGCACCAUGCCACGUAUCUGGGACACACUGGCCAGGUCUGCUUGUUCCUAAAGCGAGGCGCCAACCAGCACGCAGUGGACGAGGAUGGCCAAGACCCCCUCAGCAUUGCAGUCCAGGCAGCCAAUGCAGACAUAGUCACCUUGCUGCGUCUGGCUCGAAUGAACGAGGAGAUGCGAGAAGCUGAGGGCCCUUUCGGACAACCAGGUCAAUAUCCCAGCAACAGCCCCACUGAGCUCCAGUACAGGAAGUGUAUACAGGAGUUCAUCAGCCUUAAUAUAGAUGAGUGUUAGUGACAACUCCCCACCGGCCUCUCCUUUGCUGUCUUGAGUGGGCUGAAUUCAAGAAUGCCGCCUGAGCCCCACCUUUGGUGUAUAUUGGUGUUUCUUGCAUAUUGGCCUGAUUCUGAUGCCUACAGCAGAUAGGCCAAGAUCCACAGAGGAAGGAGAGGGACCUUUCGUGUUAGUGUAUAAUUCUCAUGCUUGACUAGAGAUGGUCAAUUUCACACAGGAGGAGAUUCAGGGCACACGACAGACCAUGGCUCAUGGGUUUGAGUGUGCGGGGAGUGCACGAGUUUAGUGUAAAAAAGAAAAGGAAACCCUUUCUCGGCAGAAGAAAAUCACCAACGAUACAGCUGGAUGAUAUGCUUGGAACCUGCUGUGUAUUUGUAGUGCUAUAGAUCGGCCCUCCACUGAAUUAUCGUAUGAACAAAGUUUGUUUCGACAGCGUGCUGUUGCUGGAGCCCUCUCUUAUCAACGGUGCUCAGCAGCUUGAAGUGCUCAUUAGCAAAUGGGGUGACUGCAAGGUUUGAAAGUUGUCAGAUCCAGUUUAAAAUGCUAACGCUGGGGCCUCUUAAGGCUGGAGGAGGGAAGCUGCAGGUAGAGAUCCUCUGCUGCAAAAGGCACAUGUGACGGGGUAGGAAGGAGAGACAUGGCCGCCCACCUUACAUGCUCUCAGGUUUAAACCAGCAAAGCUCCCUUUUUAAAGCCAACAGUAGCUAGCUGGUCAAAGCCAUAGCUUAGCUGCUUCCUGGACUAGGGUGCGAUGUGUUUAGUGUUACUGAAGCAGUGAGGCUAAUUUUUUGUGGCCAGGAGAGGCUUGUCGCCGGCGAUGGGCUUUGUGGCACGAAAGAAAACUAAAAUCAGACGCCCACAGCCUGAGUGGCUAACUCAAGCUGCUGGUUUUUUCCCUGGUCAGAUUUCCUACUUAGCCCCUUUCUAGGAAGGGGAUUUCUAUUUGUAUGCGUGUCCCUAAAUGCUGUGGUCCCUCAUGCUGAUGCAUGCGAGCAGGGCAUUUCUGCAGCAGGUCCAGGGAAUCCGGAUUGCUCCAUUUCCAUUUACUGGCUGGACUAUUUUGGCUUUUCUUUUUUUGCGGGAGUGCGGGGGAGACCUAUUUCUACUCAGAGCCACUUUGGAUUUUAUGGUCUGUGUUUCUGAUGUGCUCGCGGUGUCUCGGCAGAGAUACCGUCACCAUGCCGUCAUUUCUGCAGGGGGCUUGGAGAUCAUGGAUGAAAUUGGAAACCCAACCUGUGACUGUGCAUUACCAUGGAAAGCAUCACUGGGCUCCUUUAAGAGUCCAGUUCCACUGAGUGCUGAGCGCCCCAAAUGCCAUUUAAGUCAAGGAAUUUGGGAGCGCUCAGUGCCUAACAGGAGAAGCUCAGGAUCUUGAAGGAUGAAAUUCUUAAUCAGGAAGGUCAGGAAGACUUCCCCAUGCCCUAUCCCCUCCGCUAAGCUAGCAAUGAUACACUGUAUUAUUUCUUUCCAUCAAAUACUUGUCCAAUUCCUUUAACAAAAGCUCUGCUCUGCAUACCAACUGCUGCCCUUGGUAAGUUAUACAUCUGCUGGUUGCACUCUGUGGACAUAUUUCUGUCCUCAGGUGCAGCAAGAGCAAGCAGGUUCCACUCAAAUCUGUGCCACUCAUCCAGGGCUAGAACAGUAAAGAAACGCCACCCAGUUCCUUUAGGUCCUUUCACAGCUAAAGGGCUGGAUCCUGCUCCUUUGGAAGUCAAGGAAAGCAUUGCCACCGAUGUCAGUGGGGCAGAGUAUGUCCUGAAGAUGUGCCACUCACUUCCUGUCUUCGCUCAUGGCUUCUUUCCUGUCUGAUGCCUUCGAAACUGUGGGAUGGCCACUCCCGGAAUGCCAAGAUCCCAUCUCAAUUACACCCAUGUGCUGUAAAUCUGGAAUAACCCUACUGAGUUUGCUGGAGUUGCUCCAGAUUAUCACAGGAGCAGACUCUGGAUGGCUUCCCCGCUCCACCCCCCCAGGAUAAAAACCUAUUCUCUCCAGCCCUUCGCUGUCCCUUUUCCAUCUACACGCCCUCCUCUCAAGCACAGAGAUCGUGCCAGUGCUCUUUACAUAAUAUGCCAUUACCAAGGCUGGAUUGUGUAAGUCUUCAGCAUUUAUGUAGUCCUCCUGUCUUCCUGCCCUGUACACUUGGUGGGGCCCACAGUAAACCUCAAGCCACCUGCACUAUCCCCUUUAAGCACACAGCGCCUGGUUCUGACACCGUUAUGCAGUCCAUACUCAGGCAGUCCUCCCUCCGAACCCUCCUCUGAGUGAGUGCUGAGUAAAGGCUUUAGGAUGCCUAUGGUGGGACUUACUAGAGGCUAAAUACUGCAGUCUUUGCUCGUACCAUACUCAGGCAAAACGCCCACGGACUUCAUGAUUAAAGCCUGCAGGAUUGUGCCCUUUGUAGUGAAAUGGUCACUUGUUACCUUUUAAGUACAGAGAAUGGACAUUGAUAUUUAGUCCCUGUAAUUCAGGGGACAAUUUCCUGGUGACCAGAUUCUGAUCUAGAUCUGGUGUAAAUCUGGAAUCACUUCAUUUGAAGUCAGUG